AUGGGCGUAAUCAAAGUGACUCCUGACACCGCGGCGUUGAUCUCCGCCUGCGACUUGCUCGAUGACAUGAAGGUGAGUCCCGAAUCAUGUGACAAAUCGCCUCCUAAUGCCGGUAAUUACGUGGGACGUCCGCCUCGUCACGGGAUUGCGAGUAAUUCUGAAAUGCGCUUCGACGCUGUUACAACACGAGACGCCAAGAAAACAUUUUUUGGCAUAAUAUUUCAAGUCAAACGAAUAAAAUUUGUUCAAGUCGCUUGUUUCAAUUAA
Pieris macdunnoughi is the source of this 267-nucleotide messenger RNA. The record is from the annotation of a GenBank genome assembly. Lineage: Eukaryota; Metazoa; Arthropoda; Insecta; Lepidoptera; Pieridae.